Molecule: messenger RNA, 3937 nt
Organism: Melospiza georgiana
Lineage: Eukaryota; Metazoa; Chordata; Aves; Passeriformes; Passerellidae
Gene: PRKAA2
Product: protein kinase AMP-activated catalytic subunit alpha 2
Exons: 9
Coding region: 5-1663 (552 amino acids)
Biological process (GO): intracellular signal transduction; protein phosphorylation
Cellular component (GO): cytoplasm
Molecular function (GO): AMP-activated protein kinase activity; ATP binding
Source: RefSeq, a predicted model, not a curated record
GAACAUGGCCGAGAAGCAGAAGCACGAUGGGCGGGUGAAGAUCGGCCACUACGUGCUGGGGGACACGCUGGGGGUCGGCACCUUCGGCAAAGUCAAGAUUGGUGAGCACCAGCUGACGGGGCACAAAGUGGCAGUGAAAAUACUGAACAGGCAGAAAAUCCGCAGCCUGGAUGUGGUGGGGAAGAUCAAACGGGAAAUCCAAAACCUGAAACUCUUCCGGCACCCCCACAUUAUCAAACUGUACCAGGUGAUCAGCACACCAACAGACUUCUUCAUGGUCAUGGAAUACGUGUCCGGGGGGGAAUUGUUUGAUUACAUCUGUAAGCACGGACGUGUCGAGGAGGCAGAAGCUCGACGCCUUUUCCAGCAGAUCCUGUCUGCAGUGGAUUACUGCCACAGGCACAUGGUGGUGCACAGGGACCUGAAGCCAGAGAACGUGCUGCUGGAUGCACACAUGAAUGCAAAGAUAGCUGAUUUUGGGCUGUCCAACAUGAUGUCAGAUGGUGAAUUUCUACGCACCAGCUGUGGUUCCCCAAAUUAUGCAGCCCCUGAAGUCAUCUCUGGAAGGCUCUAUGCUGGCCCAGAGGUGGACAUCUGGAGCUGUGGUGUCAUCCUCUACGCCCUCCUGUGUGGCACUCUGCCUUUUGAUGACGAGCACGUCCCCACCCUGUUCAAGAAGAUCCGUGGGGGGGUGUUUUACAUCCCGGAAUACCUCAACCGCUCCGUGGCCACGCUCCUCAUGCACAUGCUGCAGGUGGACCCCCUCAAGAGAGCCACCAUCAAGGACAUCAGGGAACACGAGUGGUUCAAGGAGGAGCUGCCCAGCUACCUGUUCCCGGAGGACCCUUCCUACGACGCCACGGUCAUCGACGACGAGGCGGUGCGCGAGGUGUGCGAGAAGUUCGAGUGCACCGAGUCGGAGGUGAUGAACAGCCUGUACAGCGGCGACCCCCAGGACCAGCUGGCCGUGGCCUACCACCUGGUCAUCGACAACCGCCGCAUCAUGAACCAGGCCAGCGAGUUCUACCUGGCCUCCAGCCCCCCCACAGGCUCCUUCAUGGACGACAGCGCGCUGCACAUCCCGCCGGGCGUGAAGCCGCACCCCGAGCGGAUGCCGCCGCUCAUCGCCGACAGCCCCAAGGCACGCUGCCCCCUGGACGCCCUCAACACCACCAAGCCAAAGCCCCUGACUGUCAAAAAGGCCAAGUGGCACCUGGGCAUCCGCAGCCAGAGCAAGCCCUACGACAUUAUGGCCGAGGUGUACCGCGCUAUGAAGCAGCUGGACUUCGAGUGGAAGGUGGUGAAUGCCUACCACCUGCGGGUGCGCCGCAAGAACCCCGUCACCGGCAACUACGUGAAGAUGAGCCUGCAGCUCUACCAGGUGGACAACCGCAGCUAUCUGCUGGACUUCAAAAGCAUUGAUGACGAGGUGAUGGAGCAGAGGUCCGGCUCCUCCACGCCCCAGCGCUCCUGCUCGGCCGCGGGCUUGCACCGGCCGCGCCUGAGCAUCGACGCGGCCGCGGCCACCGAGUGCCAGUCCCUGAUGGGCUCCCUGAGCGGCUCCUUCGUGGGCAGCAUCCCCUCGGUGCCCCCCCGCCUGGGCAGCCACACCAUGGACUUCUUUGAGAUGUGUGCCAGCCUCAUCAUGGCCCUGGCCCGCUGACGGCCCCCUCUGCGCACCGUGAGGAUCUGCGCCGACUCGUCCGCCCCCUCCUUUCUUUUGCUUCCUUGUUCUUCCUCCUCCUCCUCCCCUCACUGCCCCACAGAGCCAAGUCCAGACCCAAAACAUGCUCCCCUCUAGCAAGGCACCAAGGAAAUUAACUUAACUUCUCUCCUUGUGCCUGGCGAAAUGUAUCCAAUACUCUUUUUUCUUCUUUCCUUGUGAACCCCAUGGGAAAUGUUAAGGCUGUAAAGUAACAAAUGUUAUCACUGAGUUUUUGGAAAACACCUCACCCCUGGUUCAUCCUGAGGUAAUGGAGGCAUAGCCACGCUUCCUGCAGGGAGUUUGAUGUUCUCCCUGAUGCUGUGCAGAGCUGGGCUGAGCCAGGGCAGAGGGGCUGACCAGGAGCCCUGUGAGAUGGAGUGGAGGGUGAUGAAGCAGCUCUGCAGCGUUCACACCCAGCUGCCAGCCUCUCUCACACUUUCCUCCCCAAAGCAGCAGCUGCUUAGAUGCUUCUGCACUAGUGCAAUAUGACCUCCCUCCCCUCUCUUUUUUCCUCUGCUGAAGAUGGGCAGGGAAGGUGGGAUGUGCAAAGGUCCUGGUGCAAACUUGCCAGUCUUUGCAGAGGAGUGUCCCUAAGGUGCAGUCUUUGCAGAAGAGUGUCCCUAAGGUGCAAUCUUUGCAGAGGAGUGUCCCUAAGCUGCAGUCUUUGCAGAAGAGUGUCCCUAAGGUGCAGUCUUUGUCCCUGUCCACUCUUUGCAGGGGAGUGUCCCUAAGGUGCUUUAUUUUGCCCAAGGGCUCCGGACAGCACUGAGCUGCUCGCCACGCUCGGAGCUGAAGGCAGAUUGCCUUUUUCUCCCCUCCCUGCAGCCUGCUCCCCCUGCCCUGCCUCCCCACGGGCUCCAGGGGCUAAAUGCCAAGCAGGGCUCAGGUGAGCAGAGGACAGGAUCUGGAUCACCCCCCUGAGGACCCAGCGCUUCCCCCAGGGUUGGGACCAUCCCUGAUGGGCAGGAGGCAUCAGCAGCGCACAGCUCCGGAGCACUCACCUCUCACCUCUCCCCUAGGAUGCUCUGCCUGUUGUCACCUCCCCAAAAUCACUGCCAAAUCUGCCUUCCCUGCUGCUGGACACUCACUGCCCCUGCCCAAGGGCUCUCCUGUCCUGUGCUGCUGCCCACUGGACUGUGACCUUCGCUGCUCCGCUGACCAGGCAGGGAUAUCCCAACCCGGAAUUUUACUGUUCCUUUGCUACUGGCUGUCUGAAGGAUGGGGUUUUAUUUUUCAAGAUGAACUGCGGGGAUUUUUAAGGUUAAAUUCUUGUUACCCAAGGGUAAACCCUAAUGCAUGUAUGAAUUCUUUGUUUAAAAGAGUUAUUAUUUUUUAUUACACGGGAUUAAUCUAAUGGGCAGCGUUGGCAUCUGCUUGGCUUUGAUAUGGUAUUUAAUUCCAUUUACUUGAUUAUGAAGUAAUAGUCUAAUCAAGGAACAAAUGCUUUAUGAAAGCUUUGCCAAAAAUAUGUUGGGUGGGGGGGUUGGUUUUGUUCUGUUGUUUUGGUUUUUUUUUUCCUUUGUGUUCUGUUUUAAGAAACAAAGCAAAGAACUUUUGCUGGUCCCAGGUAUGCAGUCAUUCGACUUGAAAAAAUACGUAAUCUGUCUUCUUGAUAGCUUCAUAUGACCCCUUGAGGUUUUUUCCUAGGGUUUUCUUUUUUGUACAGUUGCACUUUAAUUUAUACUUUCUGCAAGUUUGUAUGAGAAGCAAGGAAAAGAACAACAAAUUAAGCCUUUUUUACUAAUCAUUUAAGGUAAUCAAGACAAACACGGGAUAUUUUUGCCAUCUACUGGCAGUUAAAUGGACUUUUUCAGUUUGAAGUCCCUUUUUUUUUAAAAAGAACCACAAAAUUGCCUUACUUUUGUUACAGAUUGUGCUUGGAUCCUCACUAAUGUGACUUUACAGUUGCAAUUUUUCCAGAAGCCGCACAAAAUAGAAAGCUUCCAAAAAAAAAAAAGAAAAAAAAAAGAAAAAAAAAUCAGUUUUGCUCUUGAGCACUAAAUCCAACACAGCAGUGGUUGGACUGUAAGAAAUACUGGAAAUAUUUGUAGUGUUCCUAGGUUUUGUAACGAGCCUUUUAUUACAGUAUGAUUAUUAAAUACCUACUCUGGGGUGAGGAUGGCUUUGGUGCUGUGCCUGGUGGCUGCCAGGUGAUUUGUGUCCCCAGUGCUGUGGUGUGAGUUUGGAUGGAGAAUCCAAACUCCUGCAUGGAAGAAUAAAAAAAAACAAAAA